AGUUCCAAAUGGAGCUUGCACAGGCCAGGAACGCCAAUCCACUCCAUUCUGUGAGUCAACGACCGGGCAUCCGUCUGCCUCCGGAGAGAUACUGCCUGUCGGCUGUCAACUACCAAGUGGACAUUGACGAGAACGACUACAACGCUGAGGGUAUCCCUGCAACCGAACCACCCAAGACAGCCACAUCCACAACCACAAACACAGCCACGAACGCAGCUACAAACUCAAGUACAGGUGCAAGUAGUUCGACAGACAAGCCUGCACAGACCGCGGCAGGCAAGUUCAAGAAACCCGCACCCGCGGCUAUCUCUGUGCAGGUAGCGGCGAAUGCAGUCGAGAAUGCGUACAACGGCAGUGGUCAAGCACCCGCCGGGUUCACGAUGGGGGCUAUUAAGAGAUCCAGGGACUUCAGCAACGACGACGAUGAUGAUUAUGACUAGUCACGUGAAUAGCAAUGUCCGUGCGUGUAUGAGCCUGGUACGUAUUCAGAGGUGUUCACAUAAUCGUGGAUAUAGAGCCGGCCGACAAUACGCUGGGGCAUUGCGAUAAUUCCUGAUACUCUCGCAAGCAAGCAAGAUGGCUGUGACUAGGAGGCCGGUAUGCGUGUAUGGAGGUGAUAUUAGUAGGAGAAUUAUGAUAGGCAUACACUAUGCCCAGGUUGCUGAACUAAGACAUCUGAGCGUGGCCUUACCGACAAUGGCUCGCGGUCCAAGAACGAAGAAGCAUCGCAAGUGCUAGGAUUUCUUUCCGUUUCCUGUGCAAUCGUAACCGUUCAGGGCUCCCUGAGCAACAACUGUGCGUGGCGUUUACGCCAAUGGCUACGUGUUGCAAGUGCGAAGGGGCACCGCAGUUGCUGGGAUUUCUUUCCGAAAUAUUAUUAUGAGCAGUUCGGUACUGAUGCAUCUGAUUGGUGUCAGCUCCAUACGUUGGGCCCACUCUUGUUAUAUACAGGUAUUUAGUUUGGCCAUAGUUAACGUGAGGCCGCCCGCGUGGCGCCGGCGCCCUACCCUUUAGAUGAAAACUAACAAUUAAAAUACUAAAUCUGGCCUUGCGGGGCAAAACCGGGCACCCCACACCCGGUGAA
This is a messenger RNA of Sphaeroforma arctica JP610, 1084 nucleotides long. RefSeq lists its product as hypothetical. The coding region runs from base 9 to 440 and encodes 143 amino acids. The transcript is spliced from 2 exons. NCBI's taxonomy places the organism in Eukaryota, Ichthyosporea, Ichthyophonida. Gene Ontology annotation, molecular function: RNA polymerase II general transcription initiation factor activity; transcription coactivator activity. The record is from RefSeq and is a predicted model, not a curated record. Gene Ontology annotation, biological process: RNA polymerase II preinitiation complex assembly; DNA-templated transcription initiation. Gene Ontology annotation, cellular component: SAGA complex; transcription factor TFIID complex.